Hydractinia symbiolongicarpus is the source of this 441-nucleotide messenger RNA. RefSeq lists its product as uncharacterized. The transcript is spliced from 3 exons. Bases 1 to 441 code for a protein of 146 amino acids. The record is from RefSeq and is a predicted model, not a curated record. Lineage: Eukaryota; Metazoa; Cnidaria; Hydrozoa; Anthoathecata; Hydractiniidae.
AUGCGUAACCAUCUUGGAAAACAGCGAAAAUCAUACAAAAGUGGACCAAACUGUAAUUUUGACAACUAUCGACAUAAUUCUGUAAAACCAGCGAUAGCAAAAAUCAUUGAGAAAAUAGUUCAUGGUCAAUUGAUUAAUUAUCUUGAAAUGAACAACCUUCAUCAUAAUCAAUAUGGUUUCAGAGCAGGAAGAUCCACCAAUCUGGCAACCAUGUCUUUCACUGAUAGUAUAAGACAUCAUGUAGAUAGAGAAAUUGUUGGAGCGGUUCACAUAGAUUUAAGUAAAGCAUUCGAUAUGAAGGAGCACCUCACUGUUGGUGUACCCCAGGGAACAAUUUUAGGUCCGCUGUUGUUUUUGUUGUAUUUUAACGAUCUUGCUGACAACUUGAAACAUUCUGAAAUAAUCAAAUACGCCGAUGAUACUGUUUUGUACCAUCCAUGA